GAACCUCAAAUCCGACGACAACAUCUUUGGGCAAUAAUCAAUUUUGAAGUCAUAGCCAGACAAGCUACAUGCGACGGCAAUUGACAGCAUGUCGGGCGUCGAGGUACUUGGAAUCGUGUUGGGCGUUCUGCCCCUCAUCAUCUCUGCGGCUGAAGACUACAAGAAAGGCUUCGAGCCUUUGGUGAGGUGGAAGAAGUUCAGAUUUGUGUUUCGUGAAUUCAUUACCUCGGUCGACAUACAACGGCAAAUGUUCCACCUUGUCCUGAAGAGGCUGUUGAUCAGAGUGCCGCUGCCGCCUGAGGAGAAGCAGAAAUUGUCGACGGUGCCAAAUUACCAAGGCUGGAGCCAGCCAGCCACGGUUGAUGCGAUGAAAGUACGAUUAGGAGACUCGUACAAAGCCUGCAUGGAGAUAUUGAGGGCAAUGAAAGAGGACAUGCAAGAGUUGCAGACAAUGAUGAGUCUAAAGGACGGUAGUGUCGACUGGGCUCAUCCCGGAGAAAAGCAAUGGAAAUACCAAGCAAAAAGAAUACAAUUGAGCUUCAGUGAGAAAGGCACACGGACUGUUCAGUCACUAGAGAAAAAGAUCUCGGAUCUGAACAACCUCCUCAGCCUUCUGGAUAGCACAGACGACGAGAGCGGUACGAAAGGUGUUUCGAGGGAUACAACAUGGGCGAAACUCUUUGAGUGCAUUCGGCGCCACGCCAUAAACCUUCAUUAUGCUAUCAAGCUUGGAUGGAAAUGCAGUUGCGAAGGAACUCAUUUGGCAGGACUCCAGCUACAGAAACGGGCGGUCAACGAAUCUGGCGCACGCUUCACCAUGACGUUUGGUGCUUCAGGUCUUCCAGGGACCCAAAAACAGAAAAGAGUACUAGUUGUUCUAGAAGAAUCGAGAACUGGCCAGGUUGUUCCUCCGAAAAGCUUGAAUGGCUCCGCUGCUGCAGUUUCAUACCUCGAUACAUUAAGAGUAGAUUUCGAUUCGAGGUCCUCUUCGCAAUCAGUCACCAUCACAAAUUCAGUGCAUGCAAGGCCCGCUUUCACCUCUUCUUCAUCGUCGAUGUCUUCUCGGCUCACCAGUUUCGGAUCGAUCUUUUCAAAAAGUGAUUCUAGCUUAACUAUCUCAAGUAUCUCGACGUCGACGGCGAGUAGAACAGAAGUCCUUGUGCAAAGCGAGCAGUCGUUAAAAACGCCAAAUCUUGCUCUUCGGCCAAAGGCUAAGAAAGGCAUCAGUUUCGCAAUGGAUUUGCCUGCAGAAGCCAAAGAUCCUGGGAGCGGGCCAACAUCAACACCAUCUAAUCAACAUGUGUCAUUUCCAGACACACCAUCAGUGCCAGAAGAGACAAGCGCAGAAGUCGAAAUCGGUGACUUAUGCUCUACUCUGAGAGACCUUGACCCCAAAGCGACGAAACUAGGAUACCUCUCCGAUCAUGAGAAGAGAAUGCAUGAAAUAACUUGCCUCACAGAAGCAGUAAUAGAUUCUGCAAACUUGGAUCUCAUCAGCCUCGAGGAGCUACUCGCGAAAGACGGACAUAUCAGAUUGACCAGACAAAAGCGGUACAAAGUUGCUUGCAUCCUGGCAUCAUCACUCUUACAACUCGAGACUACUCCUUGGCUGAGAGGCAGCCUGGACAAGGAGAAAAUCCUCUUCUACCACAACGGGACAGAGGUCAUGGUAGAUCAGCCUUACCUCAGCCAUUCUUUCCCUUCGACCAAGGCUACACAUUGUCCAUCAGGAGAAACGACAACUGAAACCCAGAAUAUCAAUUCUCCGCGCGCAAGUCUCAGCAGCCUCGGCAUCCUCUUACUAGAACUUUGUUGGGGCCAAACGAUAGAGAGCCAGACCAACCUACGGAAUAAACACCUUUCAUCAGACGGGAAAGCUAUUGGAGGAACUGAUUAUCUGACAGCGAUUGACUGGUUAGACACGGUUGAUGAGGAAGAACCAAGGAUGGGUCCUAUCAUUAAGUGGUGUAUAUUUUGUUUGUACGAAGGUAAGCCGAAUUGGGCAGACUCGAAUUUUACCCAGGCUGUGUAUACAAAUGUGGUGAGACCGUUGGAGAUGCUAGUUGUUCAGGCUUGACUGGUGAUGGAGGGGUAUUGUAGAGAAAGCUAUAUAAUGCGAAGAAACGACGGAGCUUUUGGGCUAUGUUACCACCUUCAGCAGAAGAGACUUUCUUGCAUGUCUCUAGUAAGCUAAUCACUCACAUAAAAAGAAAGCCAUUCCAAGUUGGG
Messenger RNA from Mollisia scopiformis, 2229 nucleotides. RefSeq lists its product as uncharacterized. The record is from RefSeq and is a predicted model, not a curated record. The transcript is spliced from 3 exons. Lineage: Eukaryota; Fungi; Ascomycota; Leotiomycetes; Helotiales; Mollisiaceae. Bases 89 to 2077 code for a protein of 662 amino acids.